GGGUUACGUCCACGUUCCGGGUUACGUUGGACAGCAUGGCUGAAGAAAAUAGCUCGCUGAAUAUUUGGCCAGAAAUUGAAAAGGCAGAAAAGGAGAACAGGCGUGAGCUGGUGCUUCAGGGUUCAGCGGUUGACAAAAAGAUCCAAAGCAGCGGCGGACUUCACGCGCGUCUUUAUUCCCUCUCGCUCCUAAACUACCUGGAGAUCAGUCAAUGUCCCAGUUUACAUGAGAUCCACGAGAACAUCAGACACCUGUCUCAUCUACAGAGUCUGAUCCUCUGCAGGAACAAGCUCACUGCAGUCCCGAAAAGCAUUGGUGAUCUGAAGGCGAUCAAAGUCCUGGAUUUGUCUGUCAACCAGCUGCAGGCUUUGCCCGAGGAGAUCUGUGCGCUGAGCGAGCUCGACACUUUAAAUGUCAGCUGCAACAGCAUCGCCGCUCUGCCGGAUGGCCUGAGCAAGUGUGUGAAGCUCGCCAGCAUCAAUGUGUCCAAAAAUGCACUGUCGCGGCUCCCAGAUGAUCUAUGGUGCUCCAACCUGGAGCUCCUCAGCAGCAUCAUUGCAUCAGAAAACGCGAUAGAGGAGCUGAGCAGUGAGGUCCACAACCUGCCUGCGCUGAAGGUUUUGGAUCUCUCCAGCAACAAGCUUCAGGAGCUUCCAUCUGAGUUGGGUGACUGCCCCAAGCUGAAGGAGACCAAUUUUAAAGGGAACAAGCUGAAGGACAAGAGGCUUGAGAAGAUGGUGAAUGGCUGCCAGACUAAAUCAGUCCUAGACUACCUGAGGGCAGGUGGGAGGGGGAAAGGGAAAGGCAAGCAGCAGGAUGGAGAGGUGAGCGAGAGGCUUGAUUGUGGCCGUAACAUCUCAAAGAAGAAAAGCGGUGCAAAGCAGAAAGGCAAAAAAGAGGAAGAGGAAGUGGAUGAGCUUAAUCGGAUGGUUGUGAGAGUUCUGCAUGUAUCCAAAGUGCCCACGGCUGUUACAGUGAAAGUUUCUGCAGGCGUCAAGGAUGUUCGGCCAUAUAUUGUGUGCUGCAUUGUAAAAGGCAUGAACCUCAGACGAGGAAAUGCACUCAAGCGAUUUUUAGUUGCUCAGACCAAACUUCACGAUGAGAUUUGUGCCAAAAGGACAACAGCAACAAUCGCAACUCAUGACCUGGGCUUGCUGAAGGCUCCUCUGUUGUAUGACACCAGGCCACGAGAUACACUGAAGAUAGUUCCUCUGGGUCGUAAGGAGAUGAGGGCAGUUGAACUGCUAGAGCUACUUCAACAGGAAGCAGAGGAACUGAGAAAACAUAAAAAGCGACAAAACGUUUCAGGACUGCACAAAUACCUUCAGCUCCUUGAUGGGAAAGAUCUGUACCCCUGCUUGGUUGACGCAGAGGAUCAUGUGGUCUCAUUCCCACCAAUCACAAACAGCGAGAGGACAAAGAUAAAGAGGUCCACACAAGAGCUGUUUUUAGAGGUGACGAGCUCCACCAGUCUGCAGAUCUGUAAAGAUGUCAUGGACGCACUGAUAAUAAAAAUGGCAGAGCUUAAUAAAUUAACCUUUGAUGUAAAGGAGGAUGUGGGCUCGGAUGAAGAGACAGAUGUGAUUUCAGAUCGUCCCGCAGAGGACCUGGCCUCCCCUGAGCUGACCGUAGUACAAGUAAAAGUCGUGGACGUAGAUGGAAACCUUAAAGUGGUCUACCCAUCAAAAACUGACCUGAUGUCUGACGUCAGCAAUCUAACAGUCAUCCGAUAGCAAAAUUCAGCUGUUGGUUUUCUUUCUAAUUUUGUAAUGCAUCAUCAAAUUAAAGUGGACAUUAAAACAUUAAUUCAAA
Molecule: messenger RNA, 1812 nt
Organism: Cyprinus carpio (common carp)
Lineage: Eukaryota; Metazoa; Chordata; Actinopteri; Cypriniformes; Cyprinidae
Product: leucine rich repeat containing 47
Biological process (GO): phenylalanyl-tRNA aminoacylation
Molecular function (GO): phenylalanine-tRNA ligase activity; RNA binding; protein binding
Source: RefSeq, a predicted model, not a curated record